Fusarium pseudograminearum CS3096 is the source of this 1086-nucleotide messenger RNA. RefSeq lists its product as uncharacterized. Gene Ontology annotation, molecular function: catalytic activity. The record is from RefSeq and is a predicted model, not a curated record. Gene Ontology annotation, biological process: nucleoside metabolic process. NCBI's taxonomy places the organism in Eukaryota, Fungi, Ascomycota, Sordariomycetes, Hypocreales, Nectriaceae. The coding region runs from base 1 to 1086 and encodes 361 amino acids. The transcript is spliced from 2 exons.
AUGAUCACACUAGACCCCAAGGAUUACAAGAUUGCCUGGAUAGCUCCACUCGAGAUAGAAGCCAAGGCAGCCAUGUGUUUACUGGAUGAAAACCAUCGCGGCCGGUUUCCUGUCAGCCGUGGCGAUGACUAUGUCUUCCAGGCAGGCUCUAUGGCAGGCCAUAACGUUGUUAUCGCAACUCUGCCAGCAGGCCAGGAACAUGGCACAGGCUCUGCGGCUGCACUUGCAAGCCAAGUGAAAAAGUUCUUCCCCAACCUCUGGUUUGGCCUGCUUGUUGGCGUGGCAGCAGGGCUUCCCAACCUUUCUUGUGACCCAGUGCGUGAUAUCCGACUGGGUGAUGUGCUCGUCGGCCUCUCUGUUGGCGAGAGUGCUGGACUUGUUCCGUAUGACCUCGGCAAAGAAACGGAGGAUGGAUUCAAUCCGCUACGGGGUGGCCACAGCCUCGCUAUGACUGAAUCAAUUGUGCUGUCGGCUAUAGGUAGCAUCAAACUCCAGGCGCCCAACGACACCGAAAUGUUCUUGCCGUACUACGAGAAGAUAUCCGAUUGCGAACAUGCAACUGGCACAUUCGCUGAUCCAGGACAAGACAAUGACAUAUUAUUUGACGACAAUGAAGAUGACAAAAUUGUCGAGCGUCCUCAACGAUCAAAAUCAAAUCAUCAACGCGCUCGAGCUUGGUAUGGCCCCAUUGGGUCAGGAGAGAAGCUGUUAAAGAACGCAAAAAAGCGAAAUGAAUUGAGGGACAGAUAUGGUAUCAUUGGCCUGGAGAAGGCAGCGGCAGGAAUUAUGAACCGAAUUCCAGUUGGCGUCAUCCGAGGAGUAUGCGAUUAUGGAGAUCGACACAUGAACAAAAAUUGGCAACCGUAUGCGGCAGCGAUGGCAGCUUCGUACGCUAGAGCGUUACUUGAUGAGAUCCCCUCAAGUGACAGAACUGUAAGCACGACUAAGAACGAGCAUGAGCCACGAUACUACAUUCCUCUUACUAGAAACGCGCGCUUUGUUGGCCGUUCAAGCAUCCUAAAUGCGCCGGAAGACGAAUAUCCCCUAAGAGAAGUCUCUGAUUCAAAAGCAACUGCUUCAAGAUGA